Messenger RNA from Parasteatoda tepidariorum (common house spider), 5778 nucleotides. RefSeq names its product Strabismus domain-containing protein Vang (gene Vang). Gene Ontology annotation, cellular component: membrane. Gene Ontology annotation, biological process: multicellular organism development. Lineage: Eukaryota; Metazoa; Arthropoda; Arachnida; Araneae; Theridiidae. The record is from RefSeq and is a predicted model, not a curated record.
AUCGUUGUCAACUGUCAAAUAAUCAAAAUUUGACAGAAAAUGGGACUUAAUAUUUAAAUAUUAUGAAUUUGUCCUUGAUAACUUAGUAAUUUGCUCAUUUGAUCAGAUCUGAACCAAUCAUCACAAAAAUGCCAUGAAAAUGUAGACAAUGUGCUAAUUAAUGAACUUGCCCGAGGAUAACCUUUGCUCGCGCCAUGACAGUCUUUGAAAUUGUUUGUUUGCUUUCUUUCUGUUGACAGAAUCCGUGAACUUGAAGUUUUUAUGUGUUAUUUGACAGUAUGUAUUAUGUUCUAUCUAUACCUGUCUGGAUUAAAGGGGCAUUCAUUGUCUAAAUACCAUAUUGUAUUUCCACGACCGCAAAUGUGACAAGACGCCUGAAGAUGAGUGAGAAAUGCCGAUGACAAUUGUAAUGUUCUUAAAGAUGGUUGAUUGAAUACUACUGCAUAUUGACUGAUAUGUCUUUAUGGACUGGAGAUAUCCAUGUUGGCACAGGUAUAAAUCUGCCUCGCAAGCCCAACAUGGAAACUGAAUCUGUACGAUCUUGCUACAGUGAACAAUCUUCUCGAUCUCGUCGUAGUAGAGCUCACAGUACUCAUGGUAGCUCAAAUCAUCAUAACUAUCGAAAUCGUUCUUCAAAGCAUUCACAUCGAACUCCCAAACUGGAUCGCUCUCACAACUCAACAUUAGGAAGCAAAUGUAGCAAUGGAACUGAUAGAGGACAUGAGGAAGUCAUAGAGGUUCAGAUACUAUCUCAAGAUGACAAUUGGGGUGAUAAUACUACAGCAAUUACUGGUAACACGAGUGAUCAUUCCGACUCAAUGGACGAUGUUUCAAAACUCAAUGGAGAUUAUGAAACUAGCCUUAGCUUUUACUGUCACAUGUGGGUUGGAACUGUUUUUACGACCCUCUUAUCAUUUUGUGCCUUUGCUUCUCCAAUUGCGAUGGUAAUUUUACCCAAAUUGGAGGCAUUGGAUUGGAAAGUCCAAAAGUGUGGACCAGAGUGUGAUGGUCUUUUAAUUAGUUUAUCUUUUAAACUUUUAAUACUACUAUUUGGAUCAUGGGCUCUGUUUUUUAGGAGGCCAAAAGUCACCCUUCCUAGAAUAUUUAUUUUCCGUGCAAUUGUUUUAGCAUUGAUGAUUGUUUUCACAUUUGCUUAUUGGCUUUUCUAUGGUGUUCGCAUUGUCGAAAAGCGCCACGAUGAUUACCACAGCAUUGUGCUCUUUGCUGUAUCGCUUGUAGAUACUUUAUUAUUUAUUCAUUAUCUGGCUGUUAUUUUAAUUGAAGUCAGACAACUCAGUGCUCAGUAUUUUAUUAAAGUUGUCCGAUCACCAGAUGGAGAAAGUCGAUGUUAUACUAUUGGCCAACUGAGUAUACAACGAGCUGCUGCCUUGAUAUUAGAAUUUUAUUAUAGAGAUUUUUCAAUUUACAAUCCAUAUUUAGAGACAAUACCAACCAAGUCUCGUAAAUCUGCUCCUGGGUUUAAGAUGUAUGACGUGGACAAUGUGCCUAAUAGUCCGAUGAAUUGUACAAAUCGUAGUAUCAUGGGCAGUGACAUUCAUCGUAGAGACUCUAGUCAUAAUGAACGAUUCUAUGAGGAGCAUGAAUAUGAACGUAGAGUGAGAAAACGAAAGGCACGUCUCAUUUCGGCUGCGGAAGAAUCAUUUACACACAUAAAGAGGCUACAAGAUGAACAAGGUCCUGCAAUACCAAUGGAUGCAUCAGAAGCAGCCCAAGCAAUUUUUCCAUCUAUGGCUAAAUCACUCCAGAAAUACUUGCGUAUAACUCGUCAACAACCACGGCAUACAAUGCAAUCCAUCUUAGACCAUCUUGCAUUAUGCUUAAGCCAUGAUUUAAGCCCCAAGGCCUUUUUGGAAAAAUAUCUAAUUUCUUCACCUGUUCUUCAAAAUGACCGGGAACAUCGUCCAAGUCAAACUUGGUCUCUGGUCUGUGACACUUUGCUCUCAAGACCAAUAGAACAUGGAUGCAUCUUCAUGCUUCGUCAAAAUGACAUUUCUCUGUUAGUCACCAUAUCUCGUUUACCUCAUUUGUGUAUCACAGAGGAAGUGAUAGACCCUAAAAGCAAUAAAUUUGUACUACGUUUAAAUUCCGAAACAUCUGUUUAAAAAAUCUGUGUUAUUUUCCCCUGGGUAACAGCUAUAUUAUUUCUGCAUAUCAAAUGAUAUUAGUGCUAAGUGGUGCUUAACUCUGUUAAAAGUAGAUUUUUAAUUAUUUCAAUUUUUGCAUGUAAGUCUGUAGAAUUUUUUACUGUAUCUUUGCUGUUUUAAGCAAAAAUUUAGUAAAGGUUGCUAAGUUAAGGCUUUAUUUAAAAUUGCCUGGUUAUUAACAUCUUAGUUUUAAAAUAUGGUUUUUGCCUUAAGGGGUUUAAACGCGUUUCUCCGUAACUUUAAAAUUAAUACCUUUAGGGGAAAUUUUUUUUUUUGUACAGAACUUGUAUGACAAGAAAGUGGUUCUUUUUAUACUAUUUGUAAAGAUAGUACUAUGCAUAAAUUUUUUUUUCUUUUUAUGUUUCUUUAACAUAAAAAUUCAAAAUUAUCUUAUGGACUUCAGGUAGUUUCAUACCAAAUAAUUUAAACUUGCUGCUAUUUAUUUAAUUCGUAUAAGAAUUAGAUUAUCAUAAUUCGUUAAGCGAUUAGGUACGGACACAUUUAUAGGCAUAUCCUGCUUUCUCUUAUCCUAUUAGGAUUUUUAUAAGAAGCUGCCUACUAUCUAAGCAUUUAAGGCAACAAGUGGUCUACUUAUUACAUUACUAUUUUUUUCUUUGUUAAUUUGGUUUUUCUUGUAAUAAAUUUGAUAUUACAUAAUUUAUGUUUGCAAAAAUGCAUUGAAAAAUGUUAUAUGCGCACAAUUUUAUUCAUUUAAAUUUCUUCAUUCAAAUUAUAACCUUAAAAUACCCAUUUUUAUAUUUAAUUAGAUGAUAAUUUGCAUUAUAGAAGUGUUUAAUAAAAUUUUUUGGGGUAAUAAAAAUUUUAUUUUAAAAUUAUGGUCAUUAUUAUUUUUGUCAAUUUAAACUUUAAACUCUUGCAACUUAUAAGUUAUUUAACUUGUAAAUAAUUAUCAUAAUUUAAUUUUCUACAUUGAGUGUUUAAAGUAAUUUUCCAAUGUAUAAAAAUAAAUUCAUUCUAAUACUGUUUAUUAUUAUAAAGAGGACAUUAUAUUUUCAAACUAAUUAACUAAAAGAAUAUGGCAUAUUUUUAAUGUAUGAAAACUUCCAUCCAUGAAAUGUUUAACCAGAAAAUAAUGUAAAAAACACUAAUAUAAAAUUGUAUUUUAAGCAUGUAAUGUAUAGUCUAUAUAAUAUCCCUUUAAAUGUAUUUGAAUUGUUUAUUUUUCUCUUUGCUAUCAGCAUUGAGCAACCUAGUGAUAAGCCAUACUUAAAAAGAUGUUUUCAUAUCUAACUCACACAAUCUCAUAAAUUUCUUAAAGUAAUUAUUAACAGAGUCUGUAAAACCUCAAAGUGUUUACAUUUUCUGUUGAACCUAUAAGAUACAUGUUCUACAGUUUUUUUUUUAAUAGCAAAAGCAAAUAAAUGUACUACAUAUUAAUCAGUUAAAAAAUAUUUCAUCAAUAUCCGUCUACGCUAACAGUUUUAAAUGUAAAUCUGAAGUGUUAAGUAUUAGUAACAAAGGAAUAUUAAAUAUUAAUAAGGAAGUAUUAAGCAUUGAUAAGAAAUGAAAUGCAAAGCAUUGUUGUUGAUAAAUUAGUAUUGUCUGAAUUAUUAAGUACUAUCAGCAAAUGCAUGCUUUUCAGUGUUAUUAAAACAAUGUUACUCUCAAGUUUGUUUUCAUUAUUUUGUUUACUUAUCAUUAUGUUUCUCCUUUUGGUAAUUUUUUUCGUUUUUGAAAUUGUUCAUAAUUUUAAGGCAUUUUUCAUUUAAAGAGCUUCAAAGUAAUUGCUUUAAAAUUUUGCAUUUAUUUUUUAUUUUCAUUCAUUUAUAAUAUAAGUACUUUUCUGAAUGUGCUCAUUUUUAUGACAACUAAGUUUGACAUCAUUGUUUUUUAACUUGACUGCUUGUGUGCAGUGCAUUUUAUUUUAUAUCUGAAAAAAUAUUUUGCAUCAAAUUUUGUAAUUUUAAUUUUUUUAUUUUAAUUGUUUAUUAUUAAAAUACUAAUACUUCCAUAAAUCUUAAGUGAUUUUUUUUAUUAGUAUUACUAUAUUCUAAAUAUCAUAUUUGCAAUAAUAAUAAAUAAAUAUUCUUAAUCAUUUUUUUUGUUGAAGAAAUUCUAUCGUUUUAUUAUUUAAUCCAAUACUAAGGUUAUGCUUAAAAUAGUAAUGACACUAAAAUGUGUGCUAAGUUGUAUGAUUUGUAGUUAAAAAUUGACCAGAGUUGCCAUAUAGAAGCUUGUGUAACUAAGGAUAUUGUAAAAUUGUGAAAGCAUGCAGCUAUAUUAGGGUAACUUGGUUAAAAAUAACUAAUUUCUUUAAGCAUAUGCAAUUUUCAUUUUAGGCUAACUUUGUUAAGAUUAACUAAAACAUUUAUUGUAUUUAUUUUUUGCAUGUGCAAUCUUCAAUAAAACUACAAUAACACUUUAAAAAUUUCCACAAAUGGUGAUAAAUGAUACUUACUCCCCGUUGUCGACCCUAAGAAAUAAUGAAAUAUUGCUCAAAUAAUAUGGUAUGAGAUGCUAAAUUAUUCAAGGCAUUAAAGAUUCUAUUCAUAUUUUUUUUCUAAUUUUUUUAAAGCUCUUUAUUUUAACUCUUUCGAUAGUGAUAUAAUGUAAAUUUACAAUUUAACGAAAGGCUUCUGUAUUUUGCAACAGCCUUACAAAAAGUUGGAAGUUUUUUAUUUUUUUAUUAAAAUGAAAGGGGAAAAAAGCUAAGUUUUAAGAAUAUUAUUUUUUUACUAAAUUUUAUUUUAAAAAUUAGUGAAAUGAUAAAUUUCUUUAUCUUUUAGAAUCCUAUAGUAUUUCUAUAAUUUAAUUCUAUCGUUAAUGAUAAUUAACGAAUUAAAUAGUAUACAGUACUAAGACCUCAUUUUUGCAUGAAAUAAAUUUUGAAUAAUUAAAUUUUUGGCAGCUCCUUUUAAUGUUUAAUAGUAAAAAUGUAAUUUUGCUUGACCUAUUUCAUUGAAAUCCUUUUAUCAAAUUGCUUAUUAAUUAACUCACACUUAAAAAUUCUUGCUGUUUUAAAUUAAAAAUGGCUCUUGUUUUAUUUUUUUAGUAAGUUUUUUUUAUACAAGCAUAUUAUAUCAAUUAAAAAUAUAAUGUGUUUAAAUAUUCUUUGUGGAAGGACAUAAGUUUAGUUUUAAAAUGCAUUUUUUAUUAUUAUUAUAGUGAUAUAACUACACAUUGAAAAAAUACUUUGUAAAUUCAUUAAUGCCAUGUCAGCAUUUUCUUCUAUUGUCUGCCAAUGAUGUAUUGUAUGUUCUUUUUGAAUAAUACUUUACAAUUUUUUAUUAUACUAUUUUUGUUAAAUCUUUGUUUUUAUAUUGUAAAUACUUGCCAUGUUUUUAUUCUUUUUUACAAAAACGACUUUACAUUUGUUUGUUAAAAAAUUGUUACUUCUCCCUUUUUUCUAAACCUUUGUAUAAACAGAUUAUUAUAUAAGGAUCAAUAUAUAUAUAUCCAGAAUUUACGAUAAAAUAAUUUAAUGUGAACUGUUUUGAUAAACUUGACAAUCGCUAUUCGAUCGAAAUAUUAUAAAAUUUUAUACAAUUAUUCUCGGUGUUGUGUAUUAUACAAAUGUGAUCAUGUCUGAGUUAUUUCAUGUAAAUUUGUACUUUUGGAACCAGGUAAUUAAAUAAAAAUGAAUUAAAUACUU